This is a messenger RNA of Syzygium oleosum, 2930 nucleotides long. Its product is annotated as putative chloride channel-like protein CLC-g. The record is from RefSeq and is a predicted model, not a curated record. Gene Ontology annotation, molecular function: voltage-gated chloride channel activity. The coding region runs from base 87 to 2399 and encodes 770 amino acids. The transcript has 7 exons. Gene Ontology annotation, biological process: transmembrane transport; chloride transport. NCBI's taxonomy places the organism in Eukaryota, Viridiplantae, Streptophyta, Magnoliopsida, Myrtales, Myrtaceae. Gene Ontology annotation, cellular component: plant-type vacuole membrane; intracellular membrane-bounded organelle.
CAAUUGAGAGAGAGAGAGAGAGGGAGAGGGAGAGAGAUUGAUGCUUUUGCAAUUCAUCUGAAGAUAGGAAUUUUUCCGUAAGAACCAUGGCGGCUGAAUCCAAUGGAGACCCAGAAUCGCUCACGCAGCCGUUACUCACCUUGCAAAGAUCCAACAUAAACUCCACUUCGCAGGUGGCCAUUGUCGGAGCCAACGUGUGCCCAAUUGAGAGCCUUGACUAUGAGAUUGCAGAGAAUGAUUUUUUCAAGCAAGAUUGGAGGACAAGAGGGAAGAGCCAGAUUUUCCGGUUCAUAUUUAUGAAGUGGUUGUUAUGCUUUUUGAUUGGUGGGAUUGUCGGUGUUGUUGGGUUCUGCAUCAACCUUGCUGUUGAGAACCUUGCAGGAGUUAAGUUUGUGAUCACUUCAAAUAUGAUGUUGGAACGCAGGUUUGGAAUGGCCUUUCUUGUUUUUUCUCUUUCCAAUUUCGGGCUCACUCUUUUUGCGGCCCUUAUCACAGCAUUGGUGUCACCAGCUGCUGCUGGUUCGGGUAUUCCGGAAGUUAAGGCUUACCUCAAUGGUGUGGAUGCACCAGGAAUUUUUACAUUGAGAACAUUGUUUGUAAAGAUUAUUGGGAGCAUUUCUGCAGUGUCAUCAUCACUUCUUGUUGGCAAGGCUGGACCCUUGGUGCACACUGGUGCUUGUAUCGCAUCACUAUUGGGUCAAGGUGGGUCAAAGAAACAUGGUUUAACUUGGAAGUGGCUUCGGUAUUUUAAGAACGAUCGAGAUCGGCGAGACCUUGUAACAUGUGGAUCAGCUGCUGGAAUUGCUGCUGCAUUUCGUGCCCCGGUUGGUGGUUUGCUGUUCGCCCUUGAAGAGAUGGCGUCUUGGUGGAGAAGUGCCCUGGUGUGGAGAGCUUUCUUUACUACAGCUGUAGUGGCAAUCGUGCUAAGGGCUCUCAUUGACGUCUGUUUGAGUGGAAAAUGUGGGCUUUUUGGGAAAGGAGGGUUGAUAAUGUAUGGCGUUACCUCGUCAAAUGUUGCCUAUCACAUUGUAGAUGUACCUCCUGUACUUCUCCUUGGUAUAAUAGGUGGAUUGUUGGGCAGCUUGUAUAACUUCUUGCUGGAGAAGGUUCUUCGUGUCUACAACCUCAUCAACGAGAAGGGCAUUCCCUGCAAAAUUGUGCUUGCUUGCUGGAUUUCAAUUUUCACGUCGUGUCUCCUGUUUGGACUACCGUGGCUGGCAUCUUGUCGAGUUUGUCCGAUCGAUGCUGGAGAAGCCUGUCCCACCAUAGGCCGAUCUGGCAACUACAAGAAGUUUCAAUGUCCUCCCGGACAUUACAACGAUCUUGCCAGCCUGAUAUUUAACACGAAUGAUGAUGCAAUAAAAAAUCUCUUUAGCAAGGGCACAGACGACGAGUUCCAGUACUCUUCUAUAAUUAUAUUCUUUGUCACAUGUUUUUUCUUGAGUAUACUUAGCUAUGGCAUUGUUGCUCCCGCUGGCCUUUUUGUUCCUGUAAUAGUUACUGGUGCAUCUUAUGGGCGUUUUGUUGGAAUGUUGAUCGGUUCUCAUUCCAAUCUUAACCAUGGUCUUUUUGCUGUGCUGGGUGCUGCUUCUUUUCUUGGUGGAUCUAUGAGGAUGACAGUUUCUCUUUGUGUAAUCCUUUUGGAACUGACGAACAAUCUGCUGUUGCUACCCUUGAUGAUGGUGGUUCUUCUUAUUUCAAAGACAGUAGCUGAUGCUUUCGACAGCAACAUCUAUGACCUUAUCAUGAAAGCAAAGGGCUUUCCGUACCUUGAGACCCAUGCCGAGCCAUUUAUGAGACAACUAACUGUUGGUGAUGUAGUGAGCGGGCCCCUUCAGCUGUUUCAUGGCAUCGAGAAGGUCGCUAACGUGGUGCAUGUGUUGCGAACUACAAGGCACAACGGGUUUCCCGUCAUUGAUAAACCUCCACAUUCAGAGUCCCCCUUUCUGUAUGGUUUAAUUCUCCGUGCUCAUCUGACAGAGCUUUUAAAGAAGAAAGCUUUUUUGUCUGAUCCAGUUCCGACAGAUAUUGAUGCCUUUAAGCAGAUUUCAGCGGAGGACUUCAUGAAGAGGGGAUCGGGUCAUAAUAACAUGAUAGAAGAUAUAGAAUUGACUGAAGAAGAAAUGGAGAUGUUCUUGGAUUUACGUCCAUUUACUAAUGCUUCACCUUACACAGUUGUGGAGACGAUGUCACUUGCAAAGGCUCUUAUACUAUUCCGUGAAGUUGGCUUGAGACAUCUGCUGGUGAUCCCUAAAAUCUCUGGCAGAUCGCCUGUGGUGGGCAUAUUAACAAGACAUGAUUUUAUGCCCGAGCAUGUGUUGGCAGUGCACCCAACCCUCAUUAGGAGCAGAUGGAAGAGAUUAAGACUACAGUUUCCCCGCCUAUUAAAACUAUCUUAGCAUAGCCCGUUGAGCAUUCAGGAAUUUAUCCAGGAAAAUUGCUGCUCAAUCAGGCCAGAUUUUGUGGGAUUCAUGCAGCAUAGAGCUUAUUGGAAGCUACUUCAUUAUAAGGUCAGGCCCUGAUUGAACCCUACAAACCCUGGAACAUUAGCCCUUGGCCUUACUAAUCGAGCAUUGUGAAAGCGGCGGGUUGUAAUUUAUUUGCGGGAUAGAACGUAAAAAUAGGAAGUUUUGGCUUGCAUUAUCUUAACGGUGCGGGAUUACUUCUGCUGUGACUGAGAUGCUAACGAUGCAGGGGACUAAUGACAAUAAGAUCAAAGAUGUGCGGAAAACUGUGGAUAGUUUCCCUCUUAUGCAGUAAUUUAUAAACAGGAACACUCCCUCCUGUGUACUGAUUACUUACGCUAAAUGUACACCAAAUUACUUUUAGAUGUGGUAAAUUUUGCAUGAUGUCGUUAAGUCCAUGAGCAUGAAAUCUGUAUGUCGCUACGACAUCCAUUUAACAAGACACAUUGGCUUCGAAACCCGGAA